GUAAAAACUUUAUGUUCACUCAUUAUGACCCACCUUUCCCAGAUCAGUACUCGGGACGCGACUUGGUUUUAAUCAACAAAUGGAAUGCUCCGAGCGAGUUAAUUGGAAAAUUGGCAAUUGGAAAAUAAGCAAAAAUAGCAGAUAUGGACUCGUUGGUCGAUUCUUGUAAUAGCUGAAGCUGAAAACACUUUUCCCUCUCGCAGUUGGCUUCAAAAUGGUCCCUUCAAUUUAGCUGAAGACGUCAAACAUCACUAAACAUUUUGGCUUUUUCCAAAGCUUCCGUGAAUUCCGUACCCCGUAUUUCUUUACCCUCGUAUUAUACUACAAAAGGAAAUGGUUACAGCUGCGCUGGUCGUUCCAAGCCAAAGUCUCUAGAAUAAAACAUAUAAAUGAAGCAAAUAAGUUAAAACAAACAAAAAUAAUACAUUUCAAAGAAACUAUCAGCCAUGAAGUUCUCAUCGCUUGCACUAUUAUCUUUAGCUCCAUUAGUUUUAGGUAAACAACUCUACGACCUUGAUAGUUUCAAGGCAGAUGGUGGUAAAGUUAUCAAAGUUGAUAAAAGAGAAGAAACCCCAGAACAACCUCUGUUUGCACCACCAAAGAUGGAGCACUCAAACCAGAUUUACAUCCCAGAAGGUGAACAACCUCAAAGUGGGCCAACAUUAUUGACCUCAAGCUUAUCAAUCAUGAAAGAUAUCUCUGUUUUUGCAUCUUAUGUCAGAGAUAAUGUCGAAAUUUCAUCAAGAUUCAAUAAUAAAAAGGAACAAUCUAUUGUUUUUGCUCCAACAGAUGAAGCUAUAGAAUCAUUAUCAUUGAAGCCUUGGCAAUUUCCAACUUCCGUUGAGGAAGAUAGUAAAAGUGAACAAGAAAUAGAUGAGAUAACAAAGUCCAACCUUAAUGAUUUUAUCACUUCGCAUAUUAUUGAUGGUACAAUUCCAUUUAGCUCUUUAGAAGGAGCCGAUAAAGGUGUGCAAUUUGUCAGUAAAAACGGUAAGAACAUCAAAUUGGUAAAUGACAAUGGUGAUUAUUAUGUCACUGCUGUUACUGAUGGUAAAGAUCAAGAAUGGAUCAAAGUUUUAUCAACAACCAAUGCUGAUAAUGGCGCCAUCUUGGUAAUUGGUUCUUCGCUAAGCUUACCAAAAAAUUGA
Messenger RNA from Hansenula anomala, 1148 nucleotides. RefSeq lists its product as uncharacterized. The transcript is spliced from 2 exons. Lineage: Eukaryota; Fungi; Ascomycota; Saccharomycetes; Phaffomycetales; Wickerhamomycetaceae. The coding region runs from base 447 to 1148 and encodes 233 amino acids. The record is from RefSeq and is a predicted model, not a curated record.